AUGACGGCUACACAAUUUGAAGAAUUGUUAUACUUAGUGGCACCUGCAAUUACUAAACAAACCCUAAUUAGAGAACCAUUACCUCCUGCAGAGCGAUUAUCCAUAACAUUAAGAUAUUUAUCAACUGGUGAUUCAAUGCAUUCAAUGUCAUAUCAUUACCUUGUUGGAGUAUCGACAAUAAGCAACGUUAUAGAUGAAACAUGUACAGCAAUAUGGAACUCUAUUUGUAAAAAAGUGAUCCCACUAUCAAAAACUACAGAGGAAUGGCUACACAUUGCUAAAGAAUUUGAAAAAAGAUGGGAUUUCAAUCACUGCAUAGGAGCUAUUGAUGGCAAACAUGUCAUUAUUGAAGACGCACCUAAUGCAGCUUAUGGCCGCCGUAGUGACGGUGGUAUUUUCAAAGAUUCAAAAAUAGGUUUAAAAUUUGAAUCAAAGAAAAUGAAUGUACCUGCACCAGAACCUCUCAGCUCAGGUGGACCGCCUUUACCAUAUUGUUACGCCCGGGGCG
This is a messenger RNA of Wasmannia auropunctata (little fire ant), 508 nucleotides long. RefSeq lists its product as uncharacterized. The record is from RefSeq and is a predicted model, not a curated record. The annotation marks the transcript as partial. The transcript is spliced from 3 exons. NCBI's taxonomy places the organism in Eukaryota, Metazoa, Arthropoda, Insecta, Hymenoptera, Formicidae.